Messenger RNA from Olea europaea var. sylvestris, 1559 nucleotides. RefSeq lists its product as uncharacterized. The record is from RefSeq and is a predicted model, not a curated record. Gene Ontology annotation, molecular function: DNA binding; DNA-binding transcription factor activity. Lineage: Eukaryota; Viridiplantae; Streptophyta; Magnoliopsida; Lamiales; Oleaceae. The transcript has 5 exons. Bases 280 to 1278 code for a protein of 332 amino acids.
GCAUAUAUACAUUCAACUUUCUACUGAUAAAUAAUUGAGAGAGAGAGAGAGGUCUUCCAUCUUCAUCUCUAGGGCUUUAUUGUUUUUGUUUAUUUCCAUUUGGAGUAUUUAGGCUUGAAAUAAAUAUCAUUCUUGAAGGAUUUUCAUGUUAAGAUUGGUUAAACCUCUUAUAUUUAGAAGAUUUAUCAUUUAAGCAUGUCUAGCGAAAGGAAUAUAGAAGAGGACUAGAGUUCAUUUUCUUGUACUCCAGGGAGCCCUAAUUCCAGUUCUUAAUAACAUAUGUACAGAUUGAUUAUAGAAGGUAUAUACGAGAAAAAGUUCGAAGUCGAGCUGAUAAAGAUGAAGGGAAGUGAUGAAACUGAAUAUUCUAAGACAAGCCCUUUGGAGAGAAAUGAUGAAGAGGAAGAAAGUGAAGCGAAAAACGAAGCCUGCAACCUUAGAGAUGGAGGAAGUUCAAGCAACAGCACAGUCGAAGAGGGUGAGAAGAAUACAUUGGUAAGGCCUUAUGUUAGAUCUAAGAUGCCUAGACUCCGGUGGACGUCUGAUCUUCAUCUUCGCUUUGUUAAUGCUGUGGAAAGACUUGGAGGACAAGAUAAAGCAACUCCAAAAUUAGUGCUUCAAUUGAUGAAUAUCAAAGAACUAAAAAUUGCUCAUGUCAAGAGUCAUUUACAGAUGUAUAGAAGCAAGAAAAUUGAUGAGCCCAACCAAUGGGUGGCAGAUCACCGGCUUUUUAUGGGAGGCGAAGACAAGAAUAUCUACAGUCUAAGCCAACUUCCUCUUCAUUCUACCAUCAGAUUUGGAGAUUCUUCUCUGCAUAAUUAUGGAAAAUGGAUACGUAAUUAUACUAUAAGGCAGAAUCCAAUUGGUGAGAGGAUCUUGGGCUGCGGCGGCCAAUAUAGGUCAGUAAAUGAUAAAAUUUGCCGCAGCAUUUCUUGUUCCAAUGAAAUAUCCACUCAGAAGACCGACAAAUUUGGGUCGCUUAACGGGCAUGAAUCCACGCUAGGCCGAUCUAGACAAAACCCCAUUGAGCAAACCAUGAAUCUCCAAAGGCAGACUAUGGUAAAAAGGAAGGCGUCGGAGUGGGGAGUCGACUUGAAUUUAUCACUCGGGGUUGAACUACGGAAGGAUGAUCAAAUGCAGCAAGGUUUACAGGAUGAUGAAAACAUCUUGUCAUUAUCAUUGUACACUGAUCCAUCCUACUCGAAGUUUAAGAAGUUGAAAGAAGAUGAGAGUACUAAAAUUGCAGGAGGGACAAGUACUCUGGAUCUGACUCUAUGAAUUAGGGAAAUUCUAAGUGAGAUCUUGAGGUACUUGUUUUCUAAAGAAAAUGCAUUAAUUCUUCUUAUUGUCUUUUAGAAUCAAUGUAAUGUAACAAGUACUGUACUUAUGUGACAUGUUUGGUGAGGUCAACUAGACAAUACUUGGACAAUAUUGUAAAAGAAAAAGUUACAAAUUCUCCAUUUUAUCGUCCAACAUUAUGUACCAAAUUUGCCCAUGAUCUUUAUGUGAACGGUUCGAAUUGUCCGUGUCUUACCAAGAUCUAGCUGCUUUUAUUAUAA